AUGAUCAAGAUCACUGCGUUGUUGCUACUAUCGGCUGUGGCUCAGGCCCAGACGGCGAGUGUGACUUCGUCUGCUCAGUCAUCUGCUAUUACAGGGUGCCAUAAUCAUGGGGACGAUGUGUUUUGUAUCAAUGGGAGCGGAGAGGAGGUGCAAGUCUCUAUGACUGCUACUCCAACGGGUGAGCUGCCGGCACAGUAUACGGGUUGCCAUUCACAUGGAAGCGAACAAUUCUGCAUGGAUGCACAAGGAAACGAGUUUCAGGUUAUUUCAGAAGCAACGACGGAGGAAGAAGGUCACAACCACGAGAGCGAGUCAAGUGAGAGUUCCGGAGGAGAGAACUGCCACUUCCACGCCGGUGUCGAGCACUGCGUUGGGGCAGGAGAAUCUGAAAGCAGCAGCACACCUUCAUGCGGUGUCCAAAACCGGGACUAUGAUGUGCCUCUGCGUAUUGGCACGCUGUUCGUCAUCCUUGUUACUAGCGCGAUUGGCGUGUUUGCUCCGAUGUUGCUGGUCAAACUGCCGUUCAAGACUUUGAACACGAUGGUUUCGACGGGAAUCAAGCAAUUCGGAACCGGUAUCAUCAUUGCUACGGCUUUUGUCCACCUCUACACGCAUGCCAACCUCAUGUUCACAAACGACUGCCUCGGCGAACUCGAAUACGAAGCUACCACCUCCGCUGUCGUCAUGGCAGGAAUCUUCCUCGCCUUCCUCGUCGAAUACAUCGGCCACCGGAUCAUCCUCGCGCGCGGUUCCAAGACCCCAGCUACAACCCCCGAGAACCCCGACCAGAGCCCCACGGAGUCAAAAGAACAACCUAAUACCCAUCAAUGCCAACAAAGUAACGCCCUCGCCGGACUAGGUCAUAGCCACGGCUCGCCCCACGACCCCACGAAACCUACCACCAAGUUCUCCGUACUGGUUAUGGAAGCUGGUGUCCUGUUCCACAGUAUCCUCAUUGGUAUUACCCUGGUUGUCGCUGGCGACUCCUUUUACCGCACGCUCCUCGUCGUGAUUGUCUUCCACCAAUUCUUUGAAGGUCUAGCCCUAGGUGCCCGUAUCGCUCUCCUACCUGGCCGGAUCUUCCCUAGCAAAGCUAUUAUGGCAAGUGCCUUUGCAUUGAUUACGCCUAUUGGAAUGGCUAUUGGAAUCGGUGUGUUGAAUUCGUUCAACGGGAAUGAGAAGAGUACGUUGAUUGCGCUGGGGACGCUGGAUGCAUUGUCCGCGGGAAUUCUUGUCUGGGUUGGUGUUGUGGAUAUGUGGGCGCGAGACUGGGUGAUUGAGGGUGGUGAGCUGGUUGAUGCUGGACUAGGGAGGGUUGCUGUUGGUGGAAUAUCGUUGAUUGCUGGGUUGAUUUUGAUGUCGGUGUUGGGGAAGUGGGCUUAG
Messenger RNA from Aspergillus ruber CBS 135680, 1383 nucleotides. It is a transcript of the gene zrfC, whose product is annotated as putative ZIP Zinc transporter. Gene Ontology annotation, cellular component: plasma membrane. The transcript is spliced from 4 exons. The record is from RefSeq and is a predicted model, not a curated record. Gene Ontology annotation, molecular function: zinc ion transmembrane transporter activity. The coding region runs from base 1 to 1383 and encodes 460 amino acids. NCBI's taxonomy places the organism in Eukaryota, Fungi, Ascomycota, Eurotiomycetes, Eurotiales, Aspergillaceae. Gene Ontology annotation, biological process: zinc ion transmembrane transport.